AUGCCCCUGCGAAUCACUUCUGCCCCAAUCUCUGGAGUGAAAAAGAGAAAAUCUCCAGCGAGUUCAAGGCUUCGUGCCUCUCCGUUUUCCAGCCAUGCUCGCCGCAAGGCUACCACCCUAGGUUCUCAAUCUACUACUGCAUCCGGUGACGCAUGCCCAGAAGACCACGAUCAUGGGCCACUUCCAGAUCUUGGCUUGUCACGAUACAUUCCGGAGACUGCGCUGGUGGAAAAUGUAGUUCAAGCUCUUUGCUACGUGCGUGACCACAUGUUUGAGAAUCUCCCCGCCCGAGCUGGCAUGAGCAGUACUCGCAGCGCAGAAGUGCUUAAUUUUCGUCGCUCGUUGCCUCCUCUCGUCUCUGUGGCACAUGUUCAUACCUUAUUGGAUGCACCUACGAAAGUGGAAAAGGAGAUUAUGGAGUUGGUGAACAGUGGUCGCAUUCGUCGCUUGGUCGUCCCAGGAAGAGGGAAUGAUGCAGCGGGGUUAGGCGACUGCCUGGUCCUUUCGGAAGAUUGGGAAAGGCUUGUGCGACAGAACAAUGAUUUAGAGCCAUUUAUAAAGGACAAGUUACUUAGGGUGCUUAAUCGGAUUGGUAACAGGUCCACCGUUCCCGGUGCAGCCUUCACCGCGUCAGAGUAUAUGGCCUUGGUUCGCGCGGGAUUCCUUGUCUCCUCGUCCUUUCCAGCGCAGGGGUCCUUAAGUAUCGCAUCUCUCCCUAGCCUUCCAUCGCCUUCAGUAGCAGAAAAUCCGGCUAGUCGAAGUGAUAGCGCUGCUCAACCCACUCAAAUGGAAGCGAUCAAUCGUUCCCAGCUCCAUUCGGCAACUUUGUUUCUUUCCCUCCCGAAUACCGGGCCUUAUCUUCGUCUUCUUGCUGCAGGUCGUGCUCAUCUCCUCUCACUUUUGAAGAAAUCCCCCGAAAUCCCUCUUGAUCUCCUUCGAGACCGCUGGGAUGGUGCGGUCGAAAGCGAGAAAAGCUUCAGUGUCGCAAAGCGAGCACGAGGAGAAUUCGCGGGAGUUUUGCCGGGAAGAACAAAAAAGUGGAAAGAGCUUUACGGAAUGAAUUUCCGGUGGGUUUUAGAGGAGGCCAUUGGAGCAGGGCUAGUUGAGAUUUUCGAUACGGGAAGUGUUGGACCGGGGAUACGCUGUCUGUGA
Molecule: messenger RNA, 1152 nt
Organism: Aspergillus tanneri
Lineage: Eukaryota; Fungi; Ascomycota; Eurotiomycetes; Eurotiales; Aspergillaceae
Product: Stk19 family serine/threonine-protein kinase
Exons: 2
Coding region: 1-1152 (383 amino acids)
Biological process (GO): positive regulation of Ras protein signal transduction; protein phosphorylation
Molecular function (GO): protein serine/threonine kinase activity
Source: RefSeq, a predicted model, not a curated record